This is a messenger RNA of Scedosporium apiospermum, 348 nucleotides long. RefSeq lists its product as uncharacterized. The coding region runs from base 1 to 348 and encodes 115 amino acids. The transcript has 2 exons. The record is from RefSeq and is a predicted model, not a curated record. Lineage: Eukaryota; Fungi; Ascomycota; Sordariomycetes; Microascales; Microascaceae.
AUGGUCGGAAAGAAGAAGAUCACUACACUGGUAGACCAGCUCAAACAUGCCGGAGCAAAAAAAAAGUUGGGCUUAGAUAUCGCCAAGGAGCUCCUUCUCGAAGGUGUAAGAGAGAUCCCAGCCGUGUUCCAGUACAUGAACGACGAGACCUUCAAGAGCGUCUUUGGCACCAUUAAUCUCCUUCGCAAUGAAGCAACCCUUGCUGAGCACAUCUGGGGCCUGGCUGGAUUGAGGGACUUGUGGGAUGAGUUCGAAUGUGACGUGUUUACGCAUUACGCCAGCAAGGCAAAACUGCAUUACGGAAUCAUCAUCGAUCAGGUUGGGAGCAUAGAUGGAGAUACUGUGUGA